AUGAACAACGCGUCCAACACAUGUUCGAACGACAACCCUGACUAUGUCCAGGAUGUCCACGGCAACGAUGAUCACACAAAAUGGUCCGGCUGCGGCAUCCCCAGUAAUUCAACGGAUGCUCCUGUACUGCAAGCAUGCUGCGAGGCUCUCGGCGACGAUUUCGUCUACACCUACCAGGACUAUUUCCCUCUUUUCUCCGAGACCCAUGACAUUGCCAGCUGCUGGACCACCUGCAUGGUCAACGUUUCGUCGGUUUCGUUCGCCGACUCGACCAACGUAACGCAAUGCAUGAUCAACAGCCUGGCCAAGACCGACGACAAUGACCCCCAUGGCAAGCUGUGCGGCGGGCCGGGAAUGCGAAGUCUGGCGGCACGACCUGGACUGGACGUUGCAAGCUGGGGCGUCGCGGCCGCCGCCCUGCUCGCCUGCCUGCUCCGAGGAUGA
Molecule: messenger RNA, 444 nt
Organism: Verticillium dahliae VdLs.17
Lineage: Eukaryota; Fungi; Ascomycota; Sordariomycetes; Glomerellales; Plectosphaerellaceae
Exons: 1
Coding region: 1-444 (147 amino acids)
Source: RefSeq, a predicted model, not a curated record